Molecule: messenger RNA, 1532 nt
Organism: Plectropomus leopardus (leopard coralgrouper)
Lineage: Eukaryota; Metazoa; Chordata; Actinopteri; Perciformes; Serranidae
Source: RefSeq, a predicted model, not a curated record
GCCGGCUCUCUCAGCGCUCAUCACUUCUUCCACUCCAAACCGCCGGAGCUCUGCUGUCUGGUGGUCGACAGCGGCUUCUCCUUCACACACAUCGCUCCCUACUGCCGCAACAAGAAGAUGAAGGAGGGCAUCCGCAGGAUCAACGUCGGAGGGAAGCUGCUGACCAAUCACCUGAAGGAGAUCAUUUCCUAUCGGCAGUUACACGUCAUGGACGAAACUCAUGUGAUCAACCAGGUGAAGGAGGACGUCUGCUACGUCUCACAGCACUUUUAUAAAGACAUGGAGAUCUCACAGAUGAAGGGCGAGGAAAACACGGUGGUGAGGGAUUACGUUCUUCCAGAUUUCAGCUCCAUCAAAAAAGGCUUCUGCAAGCCGCGAGAGGAGAUGGUCUUCAGUGGAAAGUACAAGACCGGAGAGCAGAUCCUGAGGCUGGCCAACGAGCGCUUCGCCGUCCCUGAGAUGCUCUUCCACCCGUCAGACAUCGGCAUCCAGGAGAUGGGAAUCCCAGAGGCCAUCGUGCACUCCAUCCAGUCCCUGCCCGAAGAGAUGCAGCCGCACUUCUACCAGAACAUCGUCCUGACGGGAGGAAACACGUUGUUUCCCGGCUACAGAGAGCGGCUGGAGGCGGAGCUGCGGUCGCUCGCCCCCGCUCACCUGCCCGUGUCCGUCCUGCAGCCUGAGAAUCCCAUCUGUUACGCGUGGGAGGGCGGGAAGCUGCUGGCUCACAGUCCCGACUACGACGAGGUCGUGGUGACACGAGAGGACUACGAGGAGAACGGACAUUUUAUCUGUGAGGAGAAGUUUGAUAUUUGACUGGAGUGAAACUAACGGCUGCAGAUUGUUUUGCAUCGUCACGGAUGUGAAAAACAUCGCUGUCUUUAUGGAUCAGAAGAAAUAAAAGCUGCAAACUCGCCUGCAGGACAAACAGGAUCUGCGUCUGCAGUGCAAACUGCAUUCAAAAAACAAAAAUCUUUCUUUUUACACUCGCGUAUGUGCUGAUCGGCCUCCUCACAGGUCAACACGUGCACUUCGGUUAUCAGAGUUUAUAACGACAUUUUGUUGAGACGACUGGUAACUCAUGAGUAUGAUUUUAAAAAAUGUUCAUAGAAAUAUUUCAAUUGUCAAUUAACAUUUAAAUAUGCGUCGUCUCCUCCUUGGUCUCCUAUUUUUUUAAGUUUCUGUUUUAAGUUUUGCUAUUUUUAUCUUUAAUUUUAUCUCCAGUAGCCUACGAGAGACCCUCAGCAGUUUUGGCUUAAGGAGCAAAAUCAUUUAAACUGAUUUUUUUGUUCAAAAAGUAAAUAAGAAUAUUACUUUCUAAGGAGCAAAGUUUUACCCGUCUUACUGGAACGCAUAUGCAGUUUGGGAGGGAACUUCUUUUCUCCUUUAAAAGUGAACUUGAAAAGUUUUGGUGAUUUUUUUCCUAAAAGUUUUUGAUGAUUAAAGAAAAAAAAAGUAAAGAAUUUUUUUUUUUUGCGCCUCACAGCAGGAGGGUCUCAGGUCAAAGCCGGGUGGGGCGGGGAUCAGACCUGCGG